AUGAUAGUAAAUUUUGGUUUAUUGUCUCAAAGAACGUGUAGAAUAUCUAUAAUGCAUUAUUCAUCAAAACCCACAUCUUCUGAAGUUUUAACAACAUACUUAACACAAUGUAAAGAACCUCCAUGGACUUCAUAUUUCGUAAAGUAUAGCAGUGUGAAGGACAAUCAAUUUGGAAUGUCCAAUUUUAAUUGGAAAGUAGGCAAAUCUAAUUAUCAAAUAUUAAGGACUGGCUGUUUUCCAUACAUCAAGUAUCAUUGUUCUAAAAAAGAAGAAGAAGAAUUAAGUGUAUCAGAUAAAUUUAUGAGGAUAAUUAAAAUUCUUAAUUUAGGUAUACCAUGCUUACUGUAUGGCCUUGCAGCUACUCUGCUUAUAAGGCAUGCUGAAGUAGUGCAUACAUCCAAAGGACCUGUUACAAUUUACUUUUUAUUACCUGAACAUAAAGGAUCAUUAUAU
Messenger RNA from Brenthis ino (lesser marbled fritillary), 453 nucleotides. NCBI's taxonomy places the organism in Eukaryota, Metazoa, Arthropoda, Insecta, Lepidoptera, Nymphalidae. The record is from the annotation of a GenBank genome assembly.